Molecule: messenger RNA, 4065 nt
Organism: Micropterus salmoides (largemouth bass)
Lineage: Eukaryota; Metazoa; Chordata; Actinopteri; Centrarchiformes; Centrarchidae
Product: clavesin-1-like
Exons: 8
Coding region: 1011-1988 (325 amino acids)
Cellular component (GO): membrane
Molecular function (GO): phosphatidylinositol bisphosphate binding
Source: RefSeq, a predicted model, not a curated record
ACAAAGUGGAGACGCAUCUGAUGCUGGGCUGUCCUCCUCACACCUUACAAAGCACAUACGGAGCCACAAGGACAGGCUUUAAUCAUCUCUGCCGCCUUCAGGGACGCUCAUCUUCAUUUCUCCUGCUCGUUCUUUUUUAUUUUUUUUUAACUGAGAUCUCUUUCUUCCGCGGGAUACCUACCGAUGGCCACCACCGCCACCGUCCCCAGCAUCAGCACCACCACCGGAGGGCCGUCGGGCCAGCCAGGACGGCCGGGAUUCAACCAGCAUACCUAGCAGGUCGCUUCACUGCUGAGGAGGGACACAUCAGACCAAGCUGCCUUAACUGACCUUUGACCUUUCUCUGACGACUCACCCGAGGGGUCACGACCCCAACAGGACUCAUCAUCAUCGUUAAGCCUCCAGCUCCCAACAGCCUGAUCAUGACGACGCCAAGAGUCGACGUCGCCUGAUACCACCUGCAACCAGGAUCUGAAAGAUGACAGAGAGCAGGAGGAGGAGGGAGCUGUGAGACGCUGAAUGGGAAAAGCAUUAGGACAAAAAAGCAGGACCAGUGCCAUGACGCAGACUGUUGCACUCUGAAAACCUGUAACAAACUCAACGUUUCAAUCCAGCAUCAAAAACCAAAAAGCAGAGACCUUCAGCUUCCUAAGAACCAACAAUGUAGAGGAAGACAGCAAAGACGAUUGUUGACGAUCAGCUGUUACUGUUGGACAUCAGUCCAUCAAAGACGACCACGAUUGUCUCUUACUGACAAAUCUGUUUCAGUCACGCUGUUUUUUUAAUUUAUAUGGAGUUUAAAAUCAAAGACAGCAAAUAAGAUUGUGUUACAGAUAAAAGGGCAAAGACUCCAUUUACUCACCUCGUCAACCACCACAUUAACAACUGAGCCACAAAAAGAUUGUACCGCAAAACAAUCAACACAACCAAACUGUCUGGACAUACGUCUUCAGGUCCUGAAGUUGGAAUUAAACACAUUUUGGACGUUAGGAACCAAACCACACUCCACAAUGACGCAUCUACACGCAGGCCUGAGCUCAGAGACGACAGAAAAGGCUCGUCUAGAGCUGAAUGAAAACCCGGACACUCUGCAUCAGGACAUCCAGCAGGUGCGGGACAUGAUCGUCACGCGGCCAGACAUCGGUUUCCUGCGGACGGACGAUGACUUCAUCCUCCGUUUCCUGAGAGCCAGGAAGUUCAACCAGGCGGAGACCUUCAGACUGCUGGCCCAGUACUUCCAGUUCAGACAGCAGAACCUCGACAUGUUCCAGAGCUUCAAGGUGGAUGACCCGGGUAUUAAGCGGGCGCUGAUGGAUGGUUUCCCGGGUGUACUAGAGACUCCAGACCAACAUGGCCGAAAAAUCCUUAUCCUGUUUGCCUCCAACUGGGACCAGAGCAGGAACUCUUUCACAGACAUCCUGCGGGCGAUCCUGCUCUCUCUGGAGGUUUUGAUAGAGAACCCGGCGCUCCAGAUCAACGGUUUCAUCCUCAUCAUCGACUGGAGCAACUUCUCCUUCAAACAGGCCUCCAAGCUCACGCCCAACAUCCUCAAACUGGCGAUCGAGGGCCUCCAGGACAGUUUCCCCGCUCGGUUUGGAGGAAUCCAUUUUGUGAAUCAGCCGUGGUACAUUCACGCCAUGUACACCAUCAUCAAACCUUUCCUCAAAGACAAGACCAGGAAAAGGAUCUUCCUCCACGGGAACAACCUGAACUCGCUCCACCAGCUCAUCCAGCCAGAGUGUUUGCCGUCUGAGUUUGGCGGGACUCUGCCUCCGUAUGAUAUGGGCAUCUGGGCCCGAACGCUGCUGGGACCCGACUACAACGACGAGACAGAGUACACGCUGACCUACGAUGCCCUGCACGUCAGGGAGAACUGUGGAGGAGGAGGAGACAAGGAGAUGAUGAAGAGGUCUCAGUCUGCGGUGGAACCAGGAACUCUCCGACAAACUGAAAGAGAGACCAGCACGCCACUACUGGCCCUGGACUGAGCGCGCGCACACACACGCAAAUCCAUCAACACACAUGUACAGACUUUCAACACACUUCUUAAAGACAAAAUCCACUUUGAAACAAACACACAUAUUCUGUCUAUAUAAAUCACACACACACUGCACCAGCUGUGUAUUAAGCAAAUGAAUUUAAACUUGUGUCCUGUUGACCUGAACUUCCUGAACAGGACAAACACACACACAGUCAGUCCUGUCUCUGAGCCGUCUAAUGCCUCCCAGCUGAGCCUCUCUCCAGCCUGAUGUCCACAACAACAACAACACGCUCUGAAGUGUGUGUUUGUGUGUCGUCAGAAACAAGCAGGAAUGUAACACGGUGAUCACAUUUAACCCGUGACGCGACUCUGUUUCUGUGAACCGAAACAUCUGAAACAUAAAAACUGAGAAUCAAACGUGAUGAAACAUGAAAGGAUUUGGUGAAACUUACAGAUACGAUGUCAGGCCAUGUUAGCAAAGAAGAUGGUAAGACAAAACAACGAUUAAAUAUACAUUCAUAUCCUCAAUUAAUAAACAUUUAGAGAAGGUUGCACCAACAAGGAUUAAUUUAAACAAACAUUAAGUUUGAUCAAAGUUUUGUCAUUUUGUGUUGGAGCAACACAAGAACCGUGUUGAUGGAACAUUCUGAGCCUUAUUUAUGUAGAAAAAAUAGUUUUUUUUCCAGGUUACACUAUAAAUAUUAAUAGAUGUCAUGUUUAUUUGUCUUACUUGCUCUAAGUUUUGGAACAACAGGAUGUUUGGAGUCAGUUGGGCUGUGGGCUACAACCUGAGCACCAAACACCAACAUAGAAAAAUAAUGUUUCCAAAUGAAUCAUAAUAAAAGUAAAAGUUGGAGCCCUAAAUAUAGCACUGUUUGUGGAAAAACUCUGUUUAAUAAUUUAAACCAGGUGUAUACUAAACUUGUGUAAAUAACCAACUGUCUGCUAACAAGUUCACAUUAACAAUUUAAUGAGGUGAUAAUUGUGGUUACAACAUGUUUCUGCUGCCCCCAAGUGGCCAAAAACAAAAUCAAUCCAGCUUUAAAGAACCAUUUCACAUUAAUCUUGUUUAAAUUUCAGUUGCAAACAGAAUUAUAAGACAUUGUAAGUCAUGAUUGAAGAGAAUCCUUGUUGGUGAAACCCAGACUUUAAUGUUCAAAAGAGUAUUUAUCUUCAGUGUUUCCUGAGCUAUGACUCUAAAAUGUGAAUCUCAAGUUUGGUUAAGGUAACUGUUCAGUUCAUGGCGGCUUCAUCACUACUCAUUCAUCUACUUACUCGAGUAUUUCCCACAACUUAUGAAUCAAAAUACUUUGAAUUCUGUCAAAUCUUUGUCUUUAACUGACUUUAAUGUCCUGAAAUCUAAAAGAAAUUCAGUGGAGGUGGAAACAUUUUCACAUCAGUCAUCAAAGUAAGGAAGGACAAUGUAAAAUUAAAAAAUCACUUUGGUAGAAUAAUGUCAUCUUUUUAUUUCAUGUAAACAACAAAAUCACAUCAAGUUAGGCCAACUUUGCACAAGCAUUUCAAAAUAAAAGCACUGCACAUGUUGCCACAAAUUACCAGAUGCUAUGAACAGAUCACAUGCAUGAACAUUUUAUAAACUGUUCUACCAGAGUGAAAAGGUAUUGUGCUGUGAAGAAACUACCGGAUGCCAAAUUAUCACCUUUAACCUCGACUACAGUGAAGGGAAAGAUUGUUUUUAUUAAAUUUAACUUAUUUGAAGAUUGUAUAUUGUUAUAAUUAUUAUUACACAGUAAAAAAGUGACACACUUGGCCGAUUUUAUCCUGAGAUAUUUGAAGUUAAAUUAUCUUCAAUUCCUGCUAUGAAUAUAAAAAUCUAAGACCAAAACCUACUAGUUAAAAACAUCAGAUUUAUGAUUAAAAAAAACUUUUGCAGGUUGAUAAAUUCACUUUGAAAUUUCCUGGAUAUAAUGUGAAUUAUUUGUAAAUAUAAAGGCCAAGUUUGUCAUUAUUUUUUGCAGUGUUUGACUCAUCAGGGCUACACUGAGCAGUGAUCUGAUCUCCACUUGACUGUAAUGUAAUGUAUUUCCUUUCAAUGAAUGUAAAGAAGUAAACAUUUACACCAA